AGUUUCUGACAAAUUCUCAUUGUCGUCAGGUUUUGGUUUUGACUUUUGAGUCAACUCCAUACUUUCAAGUUUCAACUUCUUCUCCAUCGUUAUCAUCGCAUUCAUGGCCGGAGAGGAGUCAAAGAAACUGAAGCUCUACUCUUACUGGCGGAGCUCUUGCUCUUGCCGCGUUCGCAUCGGUCUCAACUUGAAAGGAUUAGAGUACGAGUACGUGCCAGUGAACUUGCUGAAAGGAGAACAACAGACUCCUGAGUUUUUGAAGCUUAACCCUGUUGGGUUAGUGCCCGUGCUGGUCGAUGGUGAUGUAGUACUUGCAGACUCGUUUGCCAUCUUGAUGUAUCUUGAAGAAAAGUUUCCUCAGCAUCCCUUGUUACCUAAGGAUCUUCAUAGAAGGGGUAUCAACUACCAGGCUGCGAAUAUCGUUUGCUCAAGUAUUCAGCCUUACCAGAAUAUACCUAUUCUUAAAUUUAUGAAAGAAAAAUUGGGUCCUGAUGCAGAUGUUGCUUGGGCUCAAGAUCAUAUUCAAAGAGGCUUCUCUGCUCUUGAGAAGCUGUUGAAAGAUUAUUCUGGAAAGUAUGCUACCGGGGACGAAGUUUUUCUGGCUGAUUUAUUUCUGGCACCACAGAUUGAUGGUGCCAUUAGAAGAUUCAAGGUUGACAUGGAUGAGUUUCCUCUUCUGGCGAGGAUUUUCAAGGCAUAUUUAGAGCUACCUGCAUUUCGGGAUGCUAUGCCAGAAAGGCAACCUGAUGCACCAGCUGAGCAUCGAGACUGAGGAAGAGAGACAGAGAAGUAAACUUGACAGCUUCUUGUUCUUGGUCAGGUAUUCAAUAUGAAAUCCCGGCCUUUUCUUUUAAAUGGCAUGGCAAACAUGGGGUGGUGGAAACAAGAAAUCACGAAAGCAGGAUAAAUAAGUGAUGACCAAUAUCCACUGAUGUCUAUGCUCUGCAGACAAUUUCUAACUUUGUACAAAUGUCACUCAUCCAUGUUUGUUUAUUUCCCAUGGCGGACUUGCUUCAUUUCCAAAGAAGAGGUGAACUGACUUCGUCCCAGGAUGAAGCAGUACCUUUGUAAGCAAUACUACUGUGUUUAACUUAGCAUGUCGUCUUCGACCUGAUAAACCAAGUAAAGCAAAUCAAUGUUUUUUGUUUUUUA
This is a messenger RNA of Coffea arabica (coffee), 1152 nucleotides long. RefSeq names its product glutathione S-transferase zeta class-like. Gene Ontology annotation, cellular component: cytoplasm. Gene Ontology annotation, molecular function: glutathione transferase activity; maleylacetoacetate isomerase activity. Lineage: Eukaryota; Viridiplantae; Streptophyta; Magnoliopsida; Gentianales; Rubiaceae. Gene Ontology annotation, biological process: L-phenylalanine catabolic process; glutathione metabolic process. The record is from RefSeq and is a predicted model, not a curated record.